AGCUUUCGAGUAACCUGUAGCCGUCAGUCGCUUCGUGCGAGCCGUAACGCAAGUGACAGAUCACGUCAGCUGUUCGACCUCGCUCCUAAACACGCGGCAAUAUUCACCGCGAGGGGAAACAAAAAGAAGAGACAGCCUCCCUGUCCGAGGAGAGUACGAAUCAUCGAAUUGUACGAGGGAAUAAAAACGGGAAAAAGCGACGGGACCCGCGCAGAUGUAUCGUCCAUGGAGAAAGACUUUCGUAGGCUUUUACGAAAUCGGACGCACAAUUGGACGUCUCCCGGCGAGUGCUCUCUGAGAGUAAAGUACUCGAGGAUUUUAGAAGAUCCUCGAAUAUAAAAAGAAUCGCGAGAGAUUACAACCCUUCGAUCAAGUCUGGAGAAUUAAAAGCCGCGAGGGCGCGAGAAGAGGCGAGGAGAGAAACCGGCGAUGAGCCGGUGACCUUAUGGUGAUACCUUAUUGUGAUCAGCGAAUUGUGAUAUAUACUUGUACGUUUUAUACACGAUACGCCGGUAUAUCGUGUACGCCUGAUUGAAAAGAAGACUAAUCUUCAUCACGACAUUCGUCAUGGCAGAAAAAAAUUGCGGCGCGCAGGACCCGGAGAAGACCUCGUUGGUAGACUCGACGCUCCUGCCGAAGAUCCAACCGUCCACGUUGCUCGAUAACGAGAGGACCGAUCUGAACCUGAACAAUGACCCUGAGAACGAUCGAACACCUCGAGGUAGCGCUGUCAGGCAAGUCCUGGCUGCAGUGGUGGCCCAACUCGGCACCAUCAACACGGGGAUGGCGUUCGGUUUCUCUGCCAUCGCUCUACCGCAACUCCAGGAGCCGGACAGCAUCAUUCCCAUCAAAGAGGGAUCGACGGAGGAAUCGUGGAUCGCUAGCAUGUCCUCCAUCGGCACGCCGAUCGGCUGCUUGGUAUCCGGCUACAUGAUGGAUAUGUUCGGCCGAAAACGUUCGCUCAUCAUCACGGAGAUCCCAGCUCUACUCGGAUGGCUGUUGAUAGCAUUCGCGACCGACAUACAAAUGAUAUACGCCGGUCGUUUCUUCGUUGGUCUAGGAUCGGGUAUGGUAGGCGCGCCAGCACGCGUCUACACCAGCGAGGUGACGCAGCCGCAUCUUCGUGGGAUGCUGAUCGCUCUCGCAAGCGUUGGGGUCAGCACCGGGGUGCUCAUAGAGUACGCCCUGGGAAGUAUAGUAACGUGGAACGUCUGCGCUGCCAUCAGCGCUCUUUUGCCGUUCACCGCGUUGCUACUGAUGUUCUUCUUCCCAGAGACCCCGUCCUAUCUCAUAUCGCGCAACAGGCCGGACCAAGCGGAAAAGGCGUUGCAAAAGUUUCGCGGCAGUACUUACAACGUGACCCGGGAGAUGAAAACUCUGGUAGAGUUCUCCAAUAAGAAUAACAUUAAACGACUCACCGGAUUCCGAGAAAUCGUGUGCGCCUUGUUGAAACCCAACGCGCUGAAACCGUUCACUCUAUUGUUUCUGUAUUUUUUGAUAUAUCAGUGGUCGGGUACCAAUGUUAUAACUUUCUACGCAGUUGAGAUCUUUAAGGACUCGGGGGCGAGCCUGAAUAAAUAUUUAGCCGCGUUCAUAUUGGGAAUAGUCAGACUCAGCUCCACGAUCGUAGCUUGUGUCUUGUGUAGAAGAUGCGGCAGGAGACCACUCACGAUGGUGUCUUCCAUCGGUUGCGGCUUGUCCAUGCUAGGAUUAGGCGGAUACAUGUGGUAUAAAAAUUACAGCGUCGAGAAUGAUCUUACACUUGUCGCCACUUGGAUCCCGGUUCUUUGCAUAUUCACGUACACCAUCACGUGCACUCUAGGUUUCCUGGUGAUUCCAUGGGUGAUGAUCGGCGAAGUUUAUCCCGUCCAGGUACGCGGUAUUAUUGGCGGAUUGACCACCAUGUGCGCGCAUACGUUUGUCUUUAUGGUGGUCAAAACUUAUCCGUUUCUCGCCAACUCGCUAACUCGUCAUGGUACGUUCAUUCUUUACGGUUGUAUAUCCUUAUUCGGCACUAUAUACUUCUAUAUAUGUCUUCCGGAAACUAAAGGUAGAACAUUACAAGAGAUCGAGGAUUAUUUCUCUGGUAGAGGCGAUACUCUGAAGACAGGAAGAAUAAAUAACAAACCAAAAGUCUUAGAAAUUAAGAAGGGCCAGAUAUUACCGUGAAAAAAGGACCAUUUUAAUUGUAUAACUUUUAGCAUCCGUCUACUUAAAUGACUAUUUUAGUUAGAAAAAGAGGAACGCAUUUGCAUGUAUCAAUUAAGUAUAAUUGCAAUCGAUCCGCCGAAAAAAUAAGGUGGAAUUUAACAAAAGAUAUUACUCAUUUUAUUAAAAACCAUAUAUGAAAUGGGCAAAGUACUCAAAAGAUUCUGACGUUUGCUUUGUGACACAAAUAAUUUACUUUAAAAAAUAAGAUAAAAUGUCUUUAAACAAUUAAUAAUGAUAAGACACAAAUGUAAUGUAUUUUAUUGUUUAAAACGAUUACCUCUAUACAAGUUACCAGAGAAAAAAUAUAUUUUUGUAGAGUAUACAUAUUUGGUUCACAAAGCAUGAAAGUGAUUAAUUAUAUAUAACUAAUAAUAAAUAUUACAUUCUUGUAACAUUAAUUACACAGACAUAGUAAAAUAUUAUUAAAACAAAUCAGCAAAAAAUAUAUAAAUUUAAAUA
Messenger RNA from Nylanderia fulva, 2670 nucleotides. RefSeq names its product facilitated trehalose transporter Tret1. Gene Ontology annotation, molecular function: sugar transmembrane transporter activity. Gene Ontology annotation, biological process: carbohydrate transport; transmembrane transport. Lineage: Eukaryota; Metazoa; Arthropoda; Insecta; Hymenoptera; Formicidae. Gene Ontology annotation, cellular component: membrane. The record is from RefSeq and is a predicted model, not a curated record.